ACAGCGAAACUGCAGGAGCUCGGUUCCGGCUCCGCCCCCGGAACCGAGGCCUUCAGGUCACCCAGCGUCCGCCCCAUGGGACGGACCAGACGUGAAGCGGAGGAGGUGGCGCCGGGGACCGAGCCGGGGAUCUUGGGGAGAGAGAGAGGAUGGCGUUGUCGAACCCUAACACCCCAUGCUCCUGCGACUGCUUUGUGUCGGUGCCCCCCGCCUCGGCCAUCCCCGCCGUGAUCUUUGCCAAGAACUCGGACAGACCCUGGGAUGAGGUGCAGGAGGUGGUGUUUGUCCCGGCAGGCACUCACACCCCUGGGAGCCGGCUCCAGUGCACCUACAUUGAGGUGGAGCAGGUGUCGAAGACCCAUGCUGUGAUCCUGAGCCGCCCUUCUUGGCUGUGGGGGGCCGAGAUGGGCGCCAAUGAGCACGGUGUCUGCAUCGGCAACGAGGCUGUGUGGACCAAGGAGCCAGUUGGGGAGGGGGAGGCGCUGCUGGGCAUGGACUUACUCAGGCUGGCUUUGGAACGGAGCAGCUCAGCCCAGGAGGCCCUGCACGUGAUCACAGGCUUGCUGGAGUGCUACGGGCAGGGGGGCAGCUGCCGGGAGGAUCCCACAUCCUUCUGCUACCACAACACCUUCCUGCUGGCUGACCGCACUGAGGCGUGGGUCCUGGAGACGGCCGGGAAGCUGUGGGCCGCACAGAGGAUCCAGGAGGGGUGCCGGAACCUCUCCAACCAGUUGAGCAUUGGCACUGACAUCUCAGCCGAGCACCCUGAGCUCCGGGCCUAUGCCCAGGCCCAGGGAUGGUGGGAUGGGCAGGGCCCCUUUGACUUCGCUCGGGUCUUCUCGCUGACCCAGCAGCCUGUGCGCAUGGAGGCCGCCAAGGCCCGCUUCAAGGCCGGGCGGGAGCUGCUGCAGCAACAGCAAGGGAGCAUCACGGCCAAGGGCAUGAUGGCCAUUCUCAGGGACAAGGAGAGUGGCAUCUGUAUGGAUUCUGGAGGCUUCCGCACCACAGCCAGCAUGGUGUCCAUCCUGCCCCGGGAUCCCACACAGCCCUGCAUCCACUUCCUCACUGCCACACCUGACCCCUCCAGGUCAGUGUUCAAACCCUUCAUCUUUGGGGUGGGGGCAGCCCAGGCCCCCCAGGUGCUGUCCCCUACUUUCGGAGCACAGGACCCUGCACGGACUCUGCCCCGGUUCCAGACUCAGGUGGAUCGCCGGCACGCCCUCUACCGCAGUCACCAGGUCGCCCUGGGGCUGAUGGAGAGUGAGCAGGACCGCGGGCCGCAGCUCCGGCAGAUGCAGCGAGAUCUGGAGCAGGAAGGCCUGGAGGCUGUGCGGGGGCUGCUGGCUGGAGAGAGGGUGCUGCCACCCCGGCAGCUGGGUGGCCUCUUCCAGGCCUUUGUGGAGAGGGAGAGCUGGGUGUAUGCCUGAGCACCGGAGGUGGGGUGGGGGGCAGCCCUGCCGCUGGUACUGUGGGGUCAGAGCACUCUCUCCUCACCCCUCAGCCUUGUCCUGAGCAGCCAGAUCAGCCUUUGCUUUAAUAAAUGUGUUUUGUUUUCUUGUUCUAUGAA
This is a messenger RNA of Choloepus didactylus (southern two-toed sloth), 1567 nucleotides long. It is a transcript of the gene SCRN2, whose product is annotated as secernin 2. The transcript is spliced from 8 exons. The record is from RefSeq and is a predicted model, not a curated record. Gene Ontology annotation, molecular function: cysteine-type exopeptidase activity; dipeptidase activity. Gene Ontology annotation, biological process: proteolysis. NCBI's taxonomy places the organism in Eukaryota, Metazoa, Chordata, Mammalia, Pilosa, Megalonychidae. The coding region runs from base 150 to 1427 and encodes 425 amino acids.